AUGGCUAUGUCACCACGUGUUGAUGAGACUAAGUAUGAGCUGAGAAAAAACCUGCCACCUCAACUUCAUAAAACAUCAAAUGAUGUUUACAUUACAAGGCGCACGAAUUUGGAAGCGCAGAGGACUCGUAUAAUUAAACUUUUGGAUGAGAAAGUUGAUCAUGUCGUACUUCAUGGUUUGGGAGCGUCCAUUAGUCGCACAAUUGAUGUUGCAUUACAAGUGCAGAAGAAAUUAGUCAAUACAGUAGAUUUGCAUGUUAAGACAGCUACUAUUCGAGUUACUGACAGUUUAUUUCCUGUCCUUGACGAAGUCGAUUUCAAAAUGCGAAAUCGCCUAAUUUCUGCUAUUUAUAUCUGUAUAACACGGCGAACAUCUUGA
Messenger RNA from Thelazia callipaeda (thelaziosis nematode), 378 nucleotides. The record is from the annotation of a GenBank genome assembly. Lineage: Eukaryota; Metazoa; Nematoda; Chromadorea; Rhabditida; Thelaziidae.